Messenger RNA from Colius striatus (speckled mousebird), 4299 nucleotides. It is a transcript of the gene B4GALT1, whose product is annotated as beta-1,4-galactosyltransferase 1. Lineage: Eukaryota; Metazoa; Chordata; Aves; Coliiformes; Coliidae. Gene Ontology annotation, biological process: protein N-linked glycosylation; carbohydrate metabolic process. The coding region runs from base 56 to 1108 and encodes 350 amino acids. Gene Ontology annotation, molecular function: beta-N-acetylglucosaminylglycopeptide beta-1,4-galactosyltransferase activity; cytoskeletal protein binding. The transcript has 6 exons. The record is from RefSeq and is a predicted model, not a curated record.
CGUUGUCGGCGCGGCGCGGCGCGGGGCGGGCGGCGCUCCCCGGCAGCGCAGCGGCAUGAAGGAGUCGUCGCUGCCCGGCACCUCUCUGCAGCGGGCCUGUCGCCUCCUCGUCGCCUUCUGCGCCCUCCAUCUUUCGGCCACGCUGCUCUACUACCUGGCGGGCAGCGCCCUGGGGCCGCCGGGCAGCCCCGAGCCGCCGCCCCGCCGCCCGCCGCCCGCCAACUUCUCGCUGCCGCUGUCCCGCCCGCCGCCGCCCGCCACCCGGCCCCCGCCCGCCGCGCCGCCGCCGGGCCCCUGCCCAGAGCCCUCCCCACUGCUCGUUGGUGCACUACGUGUGGAGUUUUCCCAGCCUGUGAACCUGGAUGAAGUAGCAAGAAUAAACCCAGAGGUCAGAGCAGGAGGUCAUUUUGCUCCAAAGGACUGUAUAGCACUUCAGAAAGUUGCAAUAAUCAUACCAUUCAGAAACCGAGAGGAGCACCUAAAGUACUGGCUCUACUACCUUCACCCAAUUCUCCAAAGGCAACAGUUAGAUUAUGGAGUGUAUGUUAUCAACCAGGAUGGUGAAGAAGAAUUUAACCGUGCUAAACUGCUGAAUAUAGGAUUCGCAGAGGCUUUGAAAGAGUAUGACUAUGAUUGCUUUGUGUUUAGUGACGUAGACCUCAUCCCAAUGGAUGACAGGAAUACCUACAAAUGUUACAACCAGCCAAGGCACCUCUCUGUCUCCAUGGAUAAAUUUGGAUUUCGGUUGCCUUACAAUCAGUAUUUUGGAGGUGUGUCUGCCUUAAGCAAAGAGCAAUUCACGAAGAUCAAUGGAUUCCCAAACAAUUACUGGGGCUGGGGUGGUGAAGAUGAUGACAUUUAUAACAGGCUAGUGUUUAAGGGUAUGGGGAUAUCCCGCCCAGAUGCCGUCAUUGGGAAAUGCAGAAUGAUUCGGCAUUCCCGGGAUCGAAAGAACGAACCCAACCCCGAGAGGUUUGACAGAAUUGCUCACACAAGGGAGACAAUGAGCUCUGAUGGCUUAAAUACACUAUCCUACAAGGUGUUAAGAACUGACAAGUACCCUUUGUAUACCAAGAUCACUGUGGAUAUUGGCUCACCAAACAGCUAACAGGCACAAGAGACAGUUACAGGCACAAGAGACAUCUUGCCUAUGUUGCCCAGGACAUCUGGCCUCGUGGAUGCUUUAUGUCUGCUGGUUUUAUAAUAGUUGCAAUGGACAAACACACACACACAAAAGGGCCUCUUUUUGGCAUGCCAAAGUGUCUCCAGAUUGGUUGGACAAGUGCUUAUUUUUGGUGGUGGUGGUGUUUUGGGUUUUUUUAUUCUAAACUUGACUUUAUACAACUUUCUAGCUCUCCAUUGUUUUGUAAGUCUAGAAGCUGUACAUAAGAGUUGUAAAUAUUUACUUUGCCAUAAAAAUGUUGAAUCUGAUCUAUUUGUUGCAGUGCUCUCCAUGUUGAGUUAAUUACUGGACCCAAAUUUUACUGAUUUUAACUGUUACAACCCGUAGUAUUUGGUAUUUUAAAGGAGGUGGAUGAAAACGUUUCUUUUAAUUCAUUCCUGGUUUUACUUUAUGAAGGACUGUAAAAUGCUGCUAAAAUUGUAUGAGUUUACUCUUUGCAUAAGAUUCUUUUUUAAUGGAGAUAAUAUCAUAGAUUUUUUUUCUCUCAGUGACCAAAACAAACAUCUUCUCUGUAUGCAGAGCAAGUGUUGAAAAAUCAAGUCUCAAUUCAGUGAAUGUCAUUAUUUCUUACAGUCUCAAAGGAGGCUUUGAGUGAGUUGAGCUAGAGUUUGCCGGAAUUUGCCAGCAAGCUGUGUAGCUCCCAUCCUAUGCAGAGAGUAUCUGCAAAUCCCCUAGCUUCAGAUAACCUUCCUUCUGGAUAUGAUAGUGACAUUUUUUCUCAGCACAACACUUGGAGUUUUGGGAGGAGUGGAGAAUGUGUUUGGGGUUUGUGUUUAUUUUUUCCCCAAAAUAACAAUUAAUUUAAUUGUGGGCUGAUAUUGUGGCCUUAAAAUUAACUGACACUUGUUAACAGUGGUAGAAAUUAACAUGCGGUUUAAGCAUUGUCUGAAGCUUCCUAAAAACUAAAUUUUUCUCGCAAGGUCAUACAUAAAACUUGAAUUCACUUAUUAGUUUUGUUGUUGUAUACUUUUAAAUAAUUUUAAAGUACUUUGUAUAUCAUAAGCAAUAUAGUUAAUGCUGGAUUAAACUAGGGCAUAAUAGGAUAUGAUUCAAGGCCUCCUUUAUCUUCAGACUAGUAGGCUUUUUAUGUGCGUCAUUUUAUAUAAGCCAUGUAUUAUAUUUGCUCUGCAUAUUUGUCCAUGAAAUUUCCUGCAGUGCUGAGAUACAGCAGGGCUGACAUCCAAUCCAUUCUCCUUUGCCUAAAGCCUGUUGCAAUGUGUGUCCUCUAUCCGGAAACCCCCCUCUGGUUUUCUCAGGCUUUGAAGGGCCUGCACGUCUCAGAGUACUACUUUCAGUCAGUGCACCUCUGUACAGACACCCUGCUUUUCCCUUCCUGUCACCAUAUGAGAGCCUCAAGCGCUGACACUCUCAGAGCUGGUUUAAAGCUCUGUGCCAGAACUGAGAGACAAAUUCCUUCUGGUGAAAGAUUUGCCACCAGCUCUGACCACAGCAAUUUGCACUUCCUUGGCCUGUGCUGAAGGCUGUUGCAAUCAGGGACACUCAUUGCAUUGGGGAUCAUCUUCAGCACUGCCUCUUGUUUUUCGGGGAGUUUUUGUUUUGGUUUUUUGGGCUUUGUUUUUAGUGGUUUGUUUGUUUGUUUUUAUUGAGACCUGAAGGUUUUGCUGAACCCUUGCACUGCAGGGGUGGGAUCCUGCAGCGUCCAGGAAACAGCAGAUUUCUUCUUAGGCCAUCAGUGGCUCAGAGUAUGCAUGGAGACUUUAAUUACUAGGGAGACACCAACUGCCUUUUCAGUUUUGCCUUGAAAUUUGUUCUGCUUUAAAGCUGUUUCUGGCCAGAGUUGCUGCUUCAGUUGUGCUGGGGACUGGACAAAGGUGAGUUUGCACAGAGCAGGAGCAAAGCAUGAGGAAGCAGGCUUGUGUUGAAGAUCCACUUUCUUGCACUUAUCUUAGCAUUUUAAAAAUUAUUCCUUUUGUUACAUGUCAGGCUCCAGCUCUUCCAGACAUAAGGGAGUACAAGAAGAGGAUGUGUAUCAGAAAUCAGGUCAAAUGUCUACCUGUAGAACAUCGUUUAAGCUGUAGUCUGUAAUGGAGAUGCAGGAGAGGACUUUAUUUUUCCAAAGGUGCCUUAGAAGCAGGGCCCCAUUACCACAGGUGGCAGAUCAGCACCAAAGCUCAUCAAGGCUCUACUGAAAAUUCCAGGUCUCUGCAGAGAGCAAUUCAAUUUUGUGCUGAGCCUUUUGUAAUUUGAAGAGCUGGGACCUUCAGCUGUAGUGGUGUCUGUCUGCUAACAGGCUAUGCAAAGGGGCUUCCUGUUGUAAUUGUGGUUAGUUUGGGAUUUGUGUUUUUUUUUCUUUUUUUCUUGCCUUACUAGUCACUGAAGAUUAGAAAUGUUAGUGUUAACAACCCAACCUGUUGGUUUGCUGUAUGCCAAAAUCAUUAAAUAUCGUGGAGGUGAUCUGAGCACUUGUUCCUGGCUGUUGCAAUCAGAAGUUUCUACACAUGUGCCUUAAAGAGGAGAGAAAUGGAAACUGGAAAAGCAGGAAACCUGAAAACCAUUUUCAGCAGAGAGACACUAGUGGUGCAAGAAACUGGUGGCUUAUUUCCAGCUUUUCACUUUUACAAGCCAUGUAACAGCUGAAGCUGCCUUUCAUUGCUGGUUUUGCCCUUUGGUGCUGACCCAUGACUUCCAGAUCAUCCUGUCCCCAUGUAAACUAUCAGUCAAGCUGAUGAAACACUCUUGACUCAACCUGGCCAUGAAAUUUCUCUCCGUGGGAUUUUCGGGGGCCUUUUCUACAAACACUCAUGUUGCACAGAAGUGAAUUCUGGCCAUGAUCUGUGGUGGGUAGGUUUUUGGGUUUUUUCUGUCUUGUAUUGGUAGCACCACACAAAGUGAUUGUCUAUGGGUUGAAACCCAGAACAAAUAGCUGCAAAAGAAAUGCUAGCGCUUGGUUUCUUUGGGAUUACUGUUUGCUUUUUUGGAUGAGAGAGGGUGCUGGCAUGCAGCUUUUCCCUGGGAUGUCACUUGUGUUCUGGGCUGCUUAUGGGUUUUCUUUAACUGGUUUUGCUUUCACAUUUUUAUCAUUUAUGUAUCAAUGGAUGUGUAAUCUGAUGUUCCUACUUUACUGUUGAAGUCAAAUAAAGUAUUUUCGGUUAUGA